AUGACUGGAAGCGACCAUGAUUCGGUGAUACCAGCCCAAGUCUCGUACCUUGCCAUCUACAACCCGACCCUCGGACCUACCGACGAGACGAUAGCGGAUCAGAUCGUGUACUACACCUCACAAGCUACACGCGAACAACAAAGCGUUGGGGCUACGGCAGAAACUGAAGAGUCAAGAGACCUGCAAAAUGAAAGACUGCGCCAGAUCGGCCUGGCGCAAGGCCUGGUAAACUUUGCCAGCAAUUUCUCGGAUGGAAAGUCUUUGGAGUACGUUGAGACAGACAAGGCACGGGUCAUUCUCCUCGAGUUAGAGAAGAACUGGUGGGUUGUUUCCUCUAUCGAUCUCACACGACUCCCCGUCGAUUCGACCCAAAAGUCUUCCCCUGAUGACAUCCCAUUCCAAUAUUCAUCCCGUGAGAUGACACCGCCACCUUUACUUAUCCAGCAAUUACGUCGGGCGCACUCAGGAUUUCUCUUACAUCAUAACUUCACGUUAGAUGAACUAUUGGAACAAUUCGGCAGAUCCAGGUUCUGUCUGUUUCUCGAUCGUUUCUGGAAUAAGUUCACUUGGAAGUGGGAGCUUUUGAUGACCGGGAAUCCAGUUGUCGACAUCUACAAUGGCAUCAAACUCUCUGCGGGAGGAGAAUUGGGGAUCGGCGUUGGAGAGGAAGAGUGGGGCAGCGGGGAAAGAGAGGUGCUCGAGGACUUUGUGACGAGAACAGAAGGCCUGGUGGAUUUGGUUGUCUCCAGGUUUGGCGAUCCUUCCCCACCCAUCGAGGAGUCCCCUAGUUCCACUAAGUCGGAGGAGGUCCAAUGGCUUGGGGCGGAUGAUGACCCUCGCCCAUCUGAUGGUGUGGUCUUCACUGGUGUCGGCGCUCUUUCUCGCCACUCUUUGGCGCAUGUUUCCCACUGGAUGGAACGAGUCUACCGGUUUGGUGAUGUCGCUUAUGGGGUUGGGAGAGAUCCACGCUCGCUCCGUCGUCGCAAGUCACGAAAACCGCGCGGAAGACAAGCUUCUGGAGAUGCACCCCAACAAUCCACACCUGAGCGUAGUUUCACGCCUGGUAUACCUCGCCCGCUAAUAAUGGCAACACCAGAGCCAAUUCAGCGGGCCCCUGCGACGGAUCAAGCUGGCAUUCGGAAUGAGGCCUCGCCGCUUCGAAAUGAGCAAACGAGCGAAAACGCUGGGUUUCCCACAGACACAGUCAUGAAAUACCUCACUCUUGGAUAUGGCUCGUCUUGGAGCUUCUCUCCCAAAUCAACAUCUACGGUAUCUUCUGACAGCCCUGACACGACUCAAGAUAAAUCCCAUGCAACGACGACCUCAACAGAUCAACUUGGUGUUACUGCACAGCCUCCGCAGGCGGGCGGCAAUCACCGAAGUGACACAAGACCCGUCUCCUCUGGUCGGUUUGUUCUAGGACCUCGUGAUGACUUGCAGACAUUGGAUGAUCUCGAAGAAGAAAGUCCAGAGCCCGGUUCGGAAAACGGUAAAUCCGAAUCUCGCAUAGUGCGUCGAACUUUAUAUGUGUAUCUUGGUGAACCAAAUGCGAUACCAAGGGAGCUCCAGGCUGUAGUUUACGUGCACCAACCGUUCAUGUUCACCUUCCUGUUUGAUCCACAAACACCGUCUCUUUCAUCUCCGUCGCUAUACUCGAAUAUACAUCAUCAACUUGGCCCUCUGCAAAAGCCACUCUUGUCAUCAACAUCCCCUGCCACGGCAGCCUCUCGAACAUCUAUGUCAGGGAAUUCAGAUCCCAGCAAACAUUUCUCAACCCGAACCCACCCAAUUUAUGACCUUGUAUACGACCCAUCAAACCUCACUAUCCGCUCAUCAAUACCAAAUAUCCCGAGUCUCGAAAAUUCAGCUCAACUGCCGCCCCAUUCUUCCUCUUCGGCCACACCCUGGUCUCGGAUCGAAACCCUAGCGAUCCAUCAUCGUCUUCUGUCCACUUACAUAGACACACGUUCCCGCCCCCAAGAACUCGAACGUACGAGUAAAUCCACCCGCGGCUGGUGGGUUGUCUGGGUGCGUAUUCCACAAACAACUCCAUCAACAGCUCCCUCGUCGACAGCUCUAUCUUCCAUGGCCGACGACUCUUCCACGUCGUGCCAAACAGCGCAGGCCCCACAGGAGGCUUUCAUCGUUCGCAAGGCCAGUGACUAUGUUUCUCCGGCUAGUCAUGGGCGUGUCAGCAGCGGUGCGCGCUUCUUCCGGGACCUUGGGGGUGCUUCUUCGGGUCUAGCAUAUCGUGGAGAUACGACGCCUUCGAAAUUAGUUGAGGGGCUUGGGAUGGAUGCAAGGAGAUAUAUCGAGGGAUUGCUGAGUUUGAAUCGGUAA
Messenger RNA from Penicillium olsonii, 2340 nucleotides. Lineage: Eukaryota; Fungi; Ascomycota; Eurotiomycetes; Eurotiales; Aspergillaceae. The record is from the annotation of a GenBank genome assembly.